CAAAAAUUAUAGGAAUGUAUUUUAAAUACAGUUGGUUAAUGUGCGCACGCGUCAGAAGUAGUUUUCGAUUGGUAGAACGAUGGGUACACGCAUCCAAGAUAGAGAUAGUAGUUAAAAAAGAACGUCACGUAAAGGAGCAGGAAGAAGAUAGAAACUACCAUAUUGCGCACGCGAAGAAGAGCAAGAGAGAUAGAAACCACCGCCAAUAUGAUUACUCGAUCACUUGUUCUCAGUAGUAAAGCAAAGUUGGGUGAGAGGGACGGUUUAUCGUACAUUUGGAGCGAAACACAAACUCAAGAAAGAAAUUUUUGUUUGUUUUCACAUAUAUCGUAGUUGUGAAUAAAAUUUUGUGCCUCCAAAGGAUGGCAGCUACCAAAGACGACAGCACCGACAGUGUGCAAUUUUUCGAAGGAGUAGAGAAACUCCUUGAGAUUUGGUUCACAAGCAGCAGUAGCAUAAACAGAAAGCAGGGCGAUCUUAGGCAGAUUCCUCAGUGGAAAUGGCAAUCGUUACUAAAAAUCGUGCGUUGUGAGAUUAUCAGCAUUUGUCGCACAGAGCAUGUGGAUGCUUAUGUCCUCAGUGAAAGCAGCAUGUUCCUAUCAAAGCGUAGACUUAUUCUGAAAACAUGUGGUACAACUACUCCUCUUCAAUGUUUGGAACCCCUUUUGGAACUAGUAAAAGAAUAUACUGGCUUUGAAGAAGUAGAGAAUGUAUUUUAUUCACGAAAAAAUUACAAAAAACCAGAAUUGCAAAUAUCUCCACAUCAAGCAUUUGAAGAAGAAGUUGCUUUGCUUGAUACAUUCUUUCCUGCUGGAGAAGCUUACUGUUUAGGCUCUGUAGAUUCAGAUUGUUGGUAUUUAUAUACUUUGAAUAAAGAGAAAUCUGUUGAUGAACCCUCAGAACCAGAUCAAACACUAGAAAUUUUAAUGACUCAUUUAGAUCCAGAAGUAAUGGCUCUUUUCACUAGAGAUGUAUGCUCUUCUGCAGAUGAAGCAACUCAAAAAUCAGGAAUUGACAAACUUAUUCCAAAUAUGAUUAUAGAUGAUUUUUUGUUUGAACCUUGUGGAUAUUCAAUGAAUGGAGUAUCUAAAAAUGGAAAUUACAUGACUAUUCACAUAACACCAGAGCCUGAAUUUUCAUAUGUCUCAUUUGAAAGUAACAUUCCAGAAACAUCAUAUGAGGAAAUAAUACGACGUGUACUGAAUACUUUCAAACCAAAAAAAUUUGUUGUAACCAUCUUCGCUAACAAAGAAUCAAUAGCUGCUAGUUGUCCACGUGAUUUAGAGCAAACUGAUUAUCUAAAAUGUUCUGGUGAUUGGCUGCGUACAGAUGUGCAAUAUUGCCGUUUUAAGAAUUAUGAUUUGACUUGUGCAUUUUAUUCAAGAUUCCCAAGCUGAGGGUUCAUGGACGCUUCA
This is a messenger RNA of Eufriesea mexicana, 1415 nucleotides long. RefSeq names its product S-adenosylmethionine decarboxylase (gene SamDC). The coding region runs from base 363 to 1397 and encodes 344 amino acids. Gene Ontology annotation, cellular component: cytosol. NCBI's taxonomy places the organism in Eukaryota, Metazoa, Arthropoda, Insecta, Hymenoptera, Apidae. Gene Ontology annotation, molecular function: adenosylmethionine decarboxylase activity. The transcript is spliced from 6 exons. The record is from RefSeq and is a predicted model, not a curated record. Gene Ontology annotation, biological process: spermine biosynthetic process; spermidine biosynthetic process.